UUUUGCCGUCAUUGGUCGUUGUCAGUAAUGCUUUGUAUUUCUAUGAUAAGAGUACUUUUCAGUAAAAAGUGUGGGGUCAAGAUCUGCGCGCUUAUCUGCUGUAGAUUUAGUAUUGAAACCACGGGCUAGCUGUUGAGUUACCUUCUGCAAUCGCCAUUGUCACAACUUCAGCAAGCACAGAUUCCUUGAGGUUUAGUUCUUGCUUAAUAGAGCUCACUAGAAACUCACCAUUAUCGACAAUCAUGAUUGGUGUUGCUGCUGGUCCACCAACGUCAACGGCAGAACAGGCACGAGGUCGCGCCAGAGCCAACACAUGGAACUUUAGUCGUGUAAGUCUUUCGGUUCUCCUUCUAUUUCUGGACUUUGAAAGUCGACUGUUAUAGACCCGCUCUAGACCCUGCUUCUCCCAAGCUGCAGGUCUGAUCUCCAACUCCUCAGACGGAUUGCAGCGGUGAGAAGACGAGUGGGUUUGUUCUGGCGGGGUUCACUGGACAAGCGCCUGUUGAUUCUCAAUGCGCUGUUGCCUUGAAUCCAGAGUGUUUGCUUAUUUUUGACUCAUAUUUUGAUUCAAUACUGAGUCUGUUUCUGUGAUUCCUCAAGUUGGCUGCCAAGCAAGUCGGAUAUCCGCCCAUUGUAGGUCGGAUAGAUUCGGGUCCAGCCAGUGGAGCAAGUUUGCACUGCUGCAGUUGGUACACCUGGCGCAGUUGCACCAGCUGGCACAGAUGGUACCAUGAUGAGCAUUGGCUAUUUGCAUUGCUUUUGGCAUCCCCCGCAAAAAUAAUAUUCAUAUUUCUCGCUUGCUUAUUCCAUUCUGGGUAUAAUGUCCACGCGACACUCUGCUGCCAAGUGGCAGACAGCUGGCAACCUAUUUGGUACAAAUCCUUGUUGCCUCACUGAUCUUGCUUCUUCUACUCCAUCUUCAUCCCAUCACGAUGCCCACAUGCCCCCAGUACACACACACACACACACUACAAGACGCCCUUCGCCUCACUUUUGUUGUGUUAUAUCCCAUUUGCAAUUUAUAUUCCAUUCGUCACGCGGCAAGCCAUCAACGGCUAUUCCAGCCUCAUUCCCAUAUUCUCCGUCCCCGGUAGCCCGCUGCCGUUCCCCCGAGCCACAUACCGCCCUGCGCCGACUAUUACCUUCUGCCUCUGUCUCUAGCGGCAACUCGCCAGUGGGGGUGCGUGCCACUACAGGGGGAUCCAGACUGCAAAGAGGCGGGACAAGGUGGAGGAACUAAGCCGAGGCCGCCUCACGCGAUCAACCUUUUUUCCCCAAAAGAGAACCGACCAGUUUGCGUCCUUGUCCUGUCAACUGCUUGUUCCAAUCCUUUCUUACUCUCCAACGUCAUUACCUUGCGCCAAAGAGCACUUUUCUUUCUUGUUCAUAUUAUUCGUCGUGGGAUCGCGGGCCCUCUGUACCCCUCAUCAACCCACCACCCACCGUCAAUCCUUAGCGGCCUGGAGCUGCUGCCUCUCUACAGGAAGCCAGUGCUUCCUUCACCCAAUCACCACAUCACAGCAGACGACGAGUCUUCCAAAAUGCCUUCAAAAGUUAACGGAGUCGGCGUACAGGCCGAUGAAACCAAGAUUUGCGUGGUAAUGGUAGGCUUGCCCGCCAGAGGCAAGAGCUACAUUGCACAGAUCGCACAACGGUAUCUUGCGUGGCUUUCCAUUCCUUCAAAAACCUUCAACGUCGGCAAUUACCGGCGCAAUGACGCACCACAGCCCACCGCCGACUUCUUCGACACGAAUAACCAGGAGGGCGAGAGAAAACGCCGCGCAGCUGCAGAGGCGGCGGUUGCCGACAUGAUUGCUUGGUUUCAAGCAGGCGGCGUCGUAGGAAUUCUCGACGCAACAAAUUCGACAAAGGAGCGCCGCAAAUGGAUCUCGGAAAAGUGCGGUGCGCUGGGCAUCGAGGUUCUCUUUGUGGAGUCCAAGUGCGACGACGAGGAAACCAUCAUGGCCAACAUCCGCGAUGUCAAGACUACCAGCCCCGACUACAAGGGCCAAGAUCCCGAAGAGGCGGCUCAAGAUUUCCGCAACCGCAUUCGCCACUAUGAAAAGGUCUACAAGACCAUUGAUGGCGACGGCGACGAAAGCGACUACACAUACCUCAAGAUUCUGAACAUUGGCAAGCAGGUCAUCAUCAACCGCAUCCAAGACUACUUGCAAAGUCGCAUUGUGUACUAUCUCAUGAACCUUCACAUUCGCCCCCGCUCCGUCUGGCUCUCUAGACACGGUGAAUCCAUGUACAACCUUGGUGGCCAAAUUGGCGGUGACGCAUUACUAUCUGAGCGCGGCGAGCUCUAUGCCAGAAAGCUCCCAGAGAUGGUUCGCGAUUCAGUCGGCGACGACCGCCCAUUGACAGUGUGGACAUCCACUCUGCGACGAACCAUUGCCACCGCACGAUUCCUCCCUCCUCACUACAACCAGCUCCAGUGGAAAGCGCUUGAUGAGCUGGAUUCGGGUGUGUGCGACGGCCUGACCUACCAGGAAAUCAAGGACCGGUAUCCGGAAGACUUUGUCGCCCGCGACGAGGACAAGUACAACUACCGCUAUCCUGGCGGUGAAUCAUACCGCGACGUAGUCAUCCGCCUGGAGCCCAUCAUCAUGGAGCUGGAGCGCAGCGAGGAUAUCCUGAUUGUGACUCACCAGGCCGUCCUUCGCUGCAUCUACGCCUACUUCAUGAAGAAUGACCAGUCCAAGAGCCCGUGGAUGAAUGUACCUCUCCACACACUGAUCAAGCUUACACCCCGAGCCUACGGAACGGAGGAAGUACGGUAUUCUGCCAACAUUCCUGCCGUGAGCACCUGGCGCGGCAAGGGUAGCACUGCAAAGCACGAGUCUCCGGGCACAGAAGUGUCGCAUUAAACGGAGCUAUGAUAAAAGGAUGAUGAUUUGUUAUGAAGGAUAGCAUAUAAAGCAUUAGUUGGCAAUCUGGGCCCAGAGAGGGAACACUGUACAUAUAGCGCCGCAUCAGAAUUCAACUCUAUUACACUG
[Torrubiella] hemipterigena is the source of this 3002-nucleotide messenger RNA. Lineage: Eukaryota; Fungi; Ascomycota; Sordariomycetes; Hypocreales; Clavicipitaceae. The record is from the annotation of a GenBank genome assembly.